AUGGAGGACAAAAUAUCUGAGUUUUUAAAUGUUCCAUUCGAAUCACUUCAAGGUGUUACCUAUCCUGUCUUAAGAAAGUUAUACAAGAAAAUAGCCAAGUUUGAACGUUCUGAAGAGGAAGUGACAAAACUCAAUGUUUUGGUCGAUGAGAUCAAAUCGCAGUACUAUUCAAGGAUUUCAAAACUUAAGCAGCUACUAGAUGAAUCUUCUGAGCAGAAGAACACAGCUAAAGAAGAAUUGAAUGGCUUGAAAGAUCAGCUGAAUGAAGAACGUUCCAGAUAUAGGCGGGAAAUAGAUGCACUAAAAAAACAAUUGCAUGUGAGCCAUGAAGCUAUGAGAGAAGUAAAUGACGAAAAACGAGUUAAAGAAGAAUAUGACAUUUGGCAGAGUAGAGAUCAGGGGAAUGAUUCUUUAAAUGAUGAUUUGAACAAAGAAAAUAAGCUUCUUCGAAGAAAGCUGAUGGAAAUGGAAAAUAUACUACAAAGGUGCAAGUCCAAUGCUAUAUCAUUACAGUUAAAGUACGAUACCUCAGUACAGGAAAAAGAAUUAAUGUUACAAAGUAAAAAAUUAAUUGAAGAAAAAUUAUCAUCUUUUAGCAAAAAAACGCUAACAGAAGAAGUCACAAAAUCAUCGCACGUAGAGAACCUCGAAGAAAAACUAUACCAAAUGCAAUCCAACUAUGAAUCUGUCUUUACGUACAAUAAGUUUUUACUAAAUCAAAAUAAACAAUUAUCCCAGUCGGUGGAAGAGAAAGUACUGGAAAUGAAAAAUUUGAAAGAUACCGCAAGUGUGGAAAAAGCAGAAUUCUCCAAAGAAAUGACUUUACAAAAAAAUAUGAACGAUUUGCUACGCUCACAACUAACAUCAUUGGAAAAAGAUUGUUCCUUGAGAGCAAUAGAGAAAAAUGAUGAUAAUUCCUGCAGGAACCCUGAACAUACUGAUGUGAUAGACGAACUUAUAGACACAAAAUUAAGACUCGAAAAAUCAAAAAAUGAGUGUCAAAGGUUACAGAAUAUAGUUAUGGAUUGUACCAAGGAAGAAGAAGCUACAAUGACUACGAGUGCAGUUUCUCCCACAGUAGGUAAACUAUUUUCUGAUAUCAAAGUGCUGAAAAGACAAUUGAUAAAGGAAAGGAAUCAGAAAUUUCAAUUACAGAAUCAACUGGAGGAUUUUAUACUAGAAUUAGAGCAUAAAACCCCUGAACUGAUCUCUUUUAAGGAAAGAACAAAAUCAUUGGAACAUGAACUAAAACGUUCCACAGAACUACUAGAAACUGUUUCUUUGACUAAGCGUAAGCAAGAAAGAGAAAUAACUUCACUGAGACAGAAGAUAAAUGGCUGUGAAGCAAAUAUUCAUUCUCUGGUGAAACAACGUUUGGAUUUGGCCCGUCAAGUUAAACUACUUCUUUUAAAUACAUCUGCGAUACAGGAAACGGCAUCGCCGUUAUCGCAAGAUGAACUGAUAUCAUUAAGAAAAAUACUGGAGUCGAGCAAUAUCGUAAAUGAAAAUGAUUCCCAAGCCAUCAUUACGGAAAGACUGGUUGAAUUCAGUAAUGUGAAUGAGCUACAAGAAAAAAAUGUUGAACUCUUGAAUUGCAUUCGGAUUUUGGCUGAUAAAUUAGAAAAUUAUGAAGGAAAACAAGACAAGACCUUACAAAAGGUAGAAAACCAGACCAUUAAAGAAGCAAAAGAUGCAAUAAUUGAACUGGAGAACAUCAAUGCGAAGAUGGAAACCCGGAUAAAUAUCCUAUUAAGAGAGCGGGAUUCUUACAAAUUGCUGGCAUCAACUGAAGAAAACAAGGCCAACACAAAUUCUGUCACUUCUAUGGAAGCAGCCCGUGAAAAGAAGAUUAGAGAACUUGAGGCAGAACUUUCAUCUACAAAAGUCGAAAACUCUGCUAUUAUUCAGAAUUUAAGAAAAGAGUUGUUAAUUUAUAAGAAAUCACAAUGCAAAAAAAAAACAACUUUAGAGGAUUUUGAAAAUUUCAAGGGUUUGGCAAAGGAAAAAGAACGUAUGUUAGAGGAAGCAAUAGACCACCUAAAAGCUGAACUCGAGAAACAAAAAUCAUGGGUUCCAUCAUACAUACAUGUUGAGAAAGAAAGAGCCUCAACUGAACUGUCACAGUCUAGGAUCAAAAUCAAAUCUUUGGAGUACGAGAUUUCCAAACUGAAAAAGGAAACUGCCAGCUUUAUACCCACGAAAGAAUCUUUAACUAGAGAUUUCGAACAAUGCUGCAAAGAAAAAAAAGAAUUGCAGAUGAGACUAAAGGAGUCUGAAAUCAGUCAUAAUGAAAAUAAAAUGGAUUUUAGCUCGAAAGAGGGCCAAUACAAAGCCAAAAUCAAAGAAUUGGAAAACAAUUUGGAAAGAUUACGUUCCGACUUACAAUCAAAGAUACAAGAAAUAGAAUCGAUACGCUCAUGCAAGGAUUCGCAACUCAAAUGGGCUCAAAAUACCAUCGAUGAUACAGAAAUGAAAAUGAAGUCCUUACUAACUGAAUUAUCAAAUAAGGAAACAACGAUUGAAAAACUUUCAUCAGAAAUAGAGAACCUGGAUAAGGAACUAAGAAAAACCAAAUUCCAAUAUAAAUUCUUGGAUCAAAAUAGUGAUGCAAGCACGUUAGAACCGACUUUGAGAAAAGAAUUAGAGCAAAUCCAAGUUCAAUUGAAGGAUGCAAACUCACAGAUACAGGCUUAUGAAGAAAUUAUAUCAUCGAAUGAAAAUGCGCUAAUAGAAUUGAAAAAUGAACUAGCAAAAACCAAAGAAAAUUACGAUGCUAAGAUUGAACUAGAGAAGAAGGAAAAAUGGGCGAGGGAAGAAGAUCUAUCUCGUUUACGCGGAGAGCUCGGUGAAAUAAGAGCUUUGCAACCGAAACUAAAAGAAGGUGCAUUGCAUUUCGUUCAACAAUCAGAAAAGUUGAGGAAUGAGGUAGAAAGGAUCCAAAAAAUGAUAGAAAAAAUUGAAAAAAUGAGUACGAUUGUCCAACUGUGCAAAAAAAAAGAAAUGUCCCAAUAUCAGUCCACAAUGAAGGAAAAUAAAGAUCUAUCUGAAUUGGUUAUCCGCCUUGAAAAGGAUGCGGCUGAUUGCCAAGCAGAAUUAACAAAAACCAAAUCCUCAUUGUAUAGCGCUCAGGAUUUACUCGAUAAACAUGAAAGGAAAUGGAUGGAGGAAAAGGCUGAUUAUGAAAGAGAAUUGAUAUCUAAUAUUGAACAGACGGAAUCCUUGCGUGUUGAAAAUUCGGUAUUGAUUGAAAAGGUUGAUGACACAGCAGCAAAUAAUGGCGAUAAAGAUCAUUUGAAGCUAGUUUCUUUGUUUUCAAACUUACGUCAUGAAAGAAAUUCUUUAGAGACGAAGUUAACCACCUGUAAGAGAGAAUUGGCAUUCGUUAAACAAAAGAACGAUAGUUUAGAAAAAACGAUAAAUGACCUGCAACGAACCCAGACUUUAUCGGAGAAGGAAUACCAAUGCUCUGCAGUUAUUAUUGACGAAUUCAAGGAUAUCACGAAAGAAGUUACUCAAGUUAACAUUUUAAAAGAGAAUAAUGCCAUCUUACAAAAGAGUCUCAAAAACGUAACCGAAAAAAACAGGGAAAUUUAUAAACAAUUAAAUGAUAGGCAAGAAGAAAUUUCUCGAUUACAGCGUGAUCUCAUACAAACAAAAGAACAAGUUUCGAUAAAUUCUAACAAAAUUUUAGUAUAUGAAAGUGAAAUGGAGCAAUGUAAACAGAGGUACCAGGACUUAUCUCAACAACAAAAAGAUGCCCAAAAAAAAGACAUUGAAAAGCUAACUAAUGAGAUUAGUGAUUUGAAGGGAAAACUUUCAAGCGCUGAGAACGCAAACGCUGACUUGGAAAAUAAAUUCAAUAGGCUAAAGAAGCAGGCUCAUGAAAAAUUGGACGCAUCUAAGAAACAACAAGCUGCUUUAACUAACGAACUCAACGAAUUAAAAGCAAUUAAAGACAAAUUAGAACAAGAUCUACACUUUGAAAACGCUAAAGUUAUUGAUCUAGAUACGAAGCUCAAAGCACAUGAACUCCAAUCAGAAGACGUCUCGAGAGAUCACGAAAAGGACACUUAUCGGACAUUAAUGGAGGAAAUUGAAUCACUCAAAAAGGAGUUACAAAUUUUCAAAACUGCGAAUAGCUCAUCUGAUGCAUUUGAGAAAUUGAAAGUUAACAUGGAGAAAGAAAAGGACAGAAUUAUUGACGAAAGAACGAAGGAAUUUGAAAAAAAAUUACAAGAGACCUUAAAUAAGAGUACAAGCUCAGAAGCAGAAUACAGUAAAGAUAUCGAAACAUUGAAAAAGGAAUGGCUAAAGGAAUAUGAAGAUGAAACGUUAAGGAGAAUUAAGGAAGCAGAAGAGAAUUUAAAGAAAAGAAUAAGGUUACCAAGCGAGGAAAGGAUACAAAAGAUCAUUAGUAAGCGUAAAGAAGAAUUAGAAGAAGAAUUUCGAAAGAAAUUGAAAGAAAACGCGGGAAGCUUAACGUUUCUUGAUAACAAAGGUAGCGGGGAAGAUGCCGAAGAAGAAUUAUGGAACAGUCCAUCGAAGGGGAAUUCUGAGAGGCCGUCGGCUGUCGCUGGCUUUAUAAAUCAAAAAAACCUUAAACCUCAAGAACAAUUGAAGAAUGUGAAGAAUGACGUUUCCUUCAAUGACAGCCAGUCAAUGGUUACAAAUAAAGAAAAUAAUAUCGUGGAUAGUAGCGCUGCUGGUAACAAGGCCAUUCCAACCUUUAGUUUUGGUAAGCCAUUCUUCUCCUCUAAUACAUCAUCUCUUCAAAGUUUUCAGAACCCAUUCACAGCAUCCCAAUCUAAUAUCAAUACGAAUGCCCCCCUACGUACACUCAAUAUUCAACCUGAAGUUGCAGUCAAAGCGGCGAUUAACUUUUCCAACGUAACCGAUCUAACUAACAAUAGCACCGAUGGAGCAAAAAUAACAGAAAUUGGAAGUACAUCUAAACGGCCAAUUGAGAGCGGUACAUCUUCUGAUCCAGACACCAAAAAGGUUAAAGAGAGUCCAGCAAAUGAUCAAGCUUCCAACGAGUGA
Molecule: messenger RNA, 5040 nt
Organism: Saccharomyces cerevisiae S288C
Lineage: Eukaryota; Fungi; Ascomycota; Saccharomycetes; Saccharomycetales; Saccharomycetaceae
Gene: MLP2
Product: Mlp2p
Exons: 1
Coding region: 1-5040 (1679 amino acids)
Cellular component (GO): spindle pole body; nuclear envelope; nucleus
Source: RefSeq, marked reviewed